CAUAUAAACAAUAACUUUAGGUUUAUGUACAUAUAAUAAAUUCUGCGCUAGCCUGCCUUACUGGACUUCCACAUCACAACACAAUUUAUCGCAAUGGAGACAUCAAACCACUCUGAAUUAGAGCAAGUACAGAUGACACAGAAGCAACUGGAGAAGUCACUGGCUGAUCGCAUGGCCAAUUUUGAGAAGCGGCUCACCAUCACUCCUGCUGCAGAGGUUAGUCAGUUGCGGGAAGAGUACUCAGACUUUAAGAAUAUUGUGCACUCAAUCUUCCUUCUGUUGAAACAACAGAUCCAUAAUUUGAGCAGCAAAAUUGACUCCAUUGAGAUGAGGACUCGUAGGAAAGUUUUGCUGUUUAAUGGCAUACAGGAGGACUCCAAUGAAAAUAUCUCAAAUACAAUAUGCAGUAUUCUUACUGAUCAAUUUGAUUUCACCGAUGUUAGUAGUCACAUCAAAGUAUGUCACCGCUUAGGAGCUACUAAACUGGAUCGUGCAAGACCUGUUCUUGUCCGUUUCAAUUCGACAGAUGCCAGAACAACUGUGUGGAACAAAAAAACUGCUUUGAAAGGAUCUCCAAUAAGUAUCUCAGAGUUCCUCACUCGUGCCAGGCAGGAGGUGUUCAUGGCUACUCGAUUGCACUUUGGUAUGAGGCGGUGUUGGACUAUGGAUGGCGUAAUUUGUGUCAGGACUCCGGCGGGUGACCGCGUGAAGUUCACCACAGCUGCUGAGUUGGCUGUUUUGACGAAGAGGUUUCCUGCUGUAGAUGCUGAUAACAAGCGAGUGUCGCCAGAGGAAAACAAGCAGCGAACCGAUCAACCGCGGAGCUCCUUGUUGCAGACGCAGCCUUCCAAAAAAACUGCCACCAUUGCUGCUAAAAACAUGACUCGUCGUCAGAUGCAGGCAGGCAAGUCCAAGUAAAAGGUGUAACGUCUCAUUAUUGUACUGUUUAGUUUGUGUACUU
Amyelois transitella is the source of this 961-nucleotide messenger RNA. RefSeq lists its product as uncharacterized. NCBI's taxonomy places the organism in Eukaryota, Metazoa, Arthropoda, Insecta, Lepidoptera, Pyralidae. Bases 94 to 918 code for a protein of 274 amino acids. The record is from RefSeq and is a predicted model, not a curated record. The transcript has a single exon.